UGACGCACCGCCGCCAUGGAGCCGCGAGCCAACGGCACCCACCUGGACCUGGGCACCGCCCUCUCCUGGAAGUACCUCUUCUCCGACCUGGCAGACCCGCGCACGUCGCAAUGGCCGCUCAUGAGCGACCCCAUCCCGCUGCUGUCGCUGCUCGCCUUCUACAACUACUUCUCGCAGAAGCUGGGCCCCGCCCUCAUGGCCAACCGGAAGCCCUUCAGUCUGUACCACACGCUCAUCGCCUACAACCUCCUGCAGGUGGUGCUGUCGUGCUACCUCUUCUACCAGGCCUCCAGGCUGGCGUGGCUGCGGGACUACAGCUGGCUGUGCCAACCCGUGGACUACAGCACCACGCCCAGGGCGCUUGAGAUUGCUGACGCGUGCUACCUGUACUUCGCGUCCAAGCUGACGGAGCUGCUGGACACCGUGUUCUUUGUCAUGCGCAAGAAGGACCGGCAGGUGAGUUUCCUGCACCUGUACCACCACACCGUCAUGCCCAUCGUGUCGUGGGGCUGCGUCAAGUACAUGCCCGGCGGCCACGGGACGUUCAUCGGUUUCGUCAACAGCUUCGUGCACAUCCCCAUGUACAUGUACUACCUGCUGUCGGCCAUGGGCUACCACGACCUGUGGUGGAAGCCGUACAUCACCAGGCUGCAGUUGGCCCAGUUCUGUGCCACCUUCAUCCACUCGUCGCAGCUGUGCUUCCGCGACUGCGGCUUCCCCCGCUUCACCCUCAUCUUCACGCUGCCCAACUCGGUCUUCUUCUACUUCCUGUUCCAAGACUUCUACGGCAAGGCCUACAGCGGCAAAGCCUGCAGCGCUGCCCCCGCGCCCAAGCCCCUCGACGAGUCCAACAACAACGACAAGCAGCCAAAGCUCGUACUCGGGGGGGCGAAAGAGCUCGUACCGCAGGCCGAGUGUCAGGAGAGCUGGACUUCCCCGAAGGCCAAGUGCGACUAGCGCGGAAAGAAAAACUUGGGCCGGGCUCAGUUCCAGCCAGAAAUGCGGGUCUUGUGACUUGUGUCAGUUGUAAAUAUCAUUAUUUUGUGUAUAUAAGAAUAUGGAGCCAGCGAUAUCGUACCCAACCGGAAUGCAGUUGCCCACUAACCAUUCACAGCCAUUGGUCGCUAUUGAUUUCGAAGUAAAACACUUGUGUGUGAACCCGUGUUUAAUUUACGGGGAAAAUGUGAGGUGUCCACCAGCUUAUCAGGACUAUGUCUGAUUUGAUUACUAGGGUCCAGCAUUGUACCCAAUUUGUUUUAUGAUCGAAAAAAGAUCUUAAUUAGUUAUAUUGUGUUUCAUCAAUCCUUUGGAGUGAAAUAAAAGUUAAGUUUGAGAAAAA
Molecule: messenger RNA, 1339 nt
Organism: Thrips palmi
Lineage: Eukaryota; Metazoa; Arthropoda; Insecta; Thysanoptera; Thripidae
Gene: sit
Product: elongation of very long chain fatty acids protein AAEL008004
Exons: 6
Coding region: 16-957 (313 amino acids)
Biological process (GO): fatty acid elongation, monounsaturated fatty acid; fatty acid elongation, saturated fatty acid; sphingolipid biosynthetic process
Cellular component (GO): endoplasmic reticulum membrane
Molecular function (GO): fatty acid elongase activity
Source: RefSeq, a predicted model, not a curated record